CUCGUUUGUUUGUUUUUGUGUCACUCUUUUCAAAAUGUUGGGAAAAGCCAAUGCCGCUUUUCUCCUCCAAGCCGCAGCUCUAAUCUCGGGCGCCGCUGCCAGAUGCGUUCGGACCUGCCCUGCCGAUGACCCGCUCCUCAACCUGCUCCGUUCCGAGGACGCCGCCUCGAAAUUUUGCCGUGGAUUCCUUGGACUCGAGGCUUCCACCGUCGAUGUAACCGUCACACCCACCGUGGUAGCAACCGUGACGGAGACAGCCCACGUCACCGACGUGGUCACCGAGGUCGAUGAGACCAUCACCGUCACCGUCCCUGCCGGGGACGCCCCGGCCACCACCGCCAGCGUCAUCAUCAGCACUAUCCUCCCCGGCAAGCGUGACGAUGUUUAUCCAACCUGGCUUCCUGCUAGCUACGGCGCCAGUUACGUUUCCAAAGCCUGCUCCUGCCUCAGCUUGGCCCCUUCGGUCGUUACCGUGACCUCCACAGCCGAGCAGGUCACCGUCACCUCUGACGCCGUCACCGUCACCGAGGUUGAGACCAGCACCCUCCACACCACCGCCGUGGCCACCGCGACUGCUGCACCUGCGCCAGUCACCUACCAGCGCAAGAUCCAAGUCUUUCGCAAGGACUCCGGAGCGUUCCUUGGAUGGCUGUACGACAGCAAUGGGGUUGCUGUCGCCGAGGACAUGAACUUUGGAGAUCGGAACGCCAAGUCCCGGGCCCUUGAUUUUGGCUUCAGCCUGCCCGCCGGCGCGACCACGGGUUCCCAGAUGCGUGUCACGGGCUCCGGUGGCGCUUUGGGUUUCCUGAAGGACAGCCAUCCCCAGAAUAUUGUGCAACUUGAAGCGGGAUAUGGAUCGUUGGCCUGGGUUACGCCCACGCCGCCCGGCUCUGUGCCUAGGACCAUGAUCACCAACCAGCAUUACGCGUACGAGUCGGAUAUCUGGAUCGUCAACUUGGAGACUGGAGAACUUAGUUGGCGAUGGAUUUCCAACACCGGAGCCCUCUCAAAUAUUCCUCUUUACAAGCUUGGCGGCCGUUUAUAUCCUGUGGGCAACAUCGCUCAGUACAACUAUGCCACGAGCGGCUCGCCCGCCCCGAAGUAUGAGGUCAUAUUGAAGGUUUAUACUGAGGCUGUACCUCAAACUCAGUAAAUCAUUCUCGGCAGGAGAUAUUUAGCCCUUUUAUAGAGGGAAAGUCUUAAUCUCAACCCAGAACUUCACCUAUGUAGGUCCAUCGUAAUUCGAGCUUUCUAGUCUACUUUGUAAUUACCUCAAUCAUCGAUCCUUCAGUCUUUCCG
Parathielavia appendiculata is the source of this 1299-nucleotide messenger RNA. RefSeq lists its product as uncharacterized. The record is from RefSeq and is a predicted model, not a curated record. Lineage: Eukaryota; Fungi; Ascomycota; Sordariomycetes; Sordariales; Chaetomiaceae. The coding region runs from base 35 to 1153 and encodes 372 amino acids. The transcript has 3 exons.